AAAUUUGUUCUUGAAAUACUCCUCAUGUACUCAGUACUAUGUAGGUUUUAGGCCCCAAUCCCCCAAGCCCUCCUUUUUACCGUUACUCUCUUGUCGAUCAAUUAAUUCCCGGUCAGCACCGGAGGCGACAAUGAAGCGAGACCGACAGUCGCAGUGCGGGGGAUGCAGGGCGGAGGAGCGAUUCCUCCUUCAUAAUAUCCGUCAUCUAGGGACCUACCGUCGUCUCUGCACAGGCUGCGUCCUCAAGACUCAUCAAGGUCUUUUCUGCCCCUUCUGCCUCCAGUUAUUCGAGGACGCCCGCCCGCCUCCGUCGGACCAGCGCCUCAUGUGCUUCAACUGCCCCUCCAUCUCCCACCUCUCCUGCGCUCCUUCUUCUGCUCACUCCUCCUCUUUUCUCUGCCCCACUUGUUCCGACCCCAGUUCUUCCUUCUUUAAUUCUUCUUCUCCGGAGAGCGGGAGACUCAUUCAUAGGGAGUCCGCCAGGGCACUUGUUGCCGCAGCCAGAAUUGCCGCUGCUGCCAUGACCAAGGCCGCUGUUAUUGCAAGGGUUGAGGCUGAGAGGCGGGCCAAGGAGGCCAUUUCGGCGAAGAAGAGAGCGAAAGAGGCCUUGGAACAACUUACUCGUUUGGCACCCAAAGAGAAGGACAUGGAGAAGCGGAAUUACACAGGACUUCAUAACAACAACAAGAAGAAACUGAAAUCGAGAUGAGGAGCCGAGGCCAAUGGAUUUAAAGGUCAAAAUGGUGUAUCUGCUGAUACUGGCACCAAGUUUUAACCUCUCGUUUAUCAUGGCAUGGAAAACUGGGAAAAUGAGUUUUUGAGAAGAGAUUGAAGGAAUAUAUGAUGUCAGUCUACGAAGUUUUAGGCUGCGAUUUAUAGGACACUUCAUGACUAGGUGGCAGGUUGGCAAUCGAAAACCAACUCUCGUCCAUAUAUUUCUCUAUGAAACUAAGUUUAUUUUUUUCUAAGUUGAUCAUCCCUCGGCAGGAUUUUCAGGCUGAGGAAGAACGGUUAGGUGCACACCAGUGUUUUUCAGCCACUGGCUUCCCUGGAUGAAUGGACCAACUGUGAAUUGAAGAGCCUCAUUUCUGUUUGAUAUUACAUCGUAGCCCUUCCAUUUUACCCCCAUUGGUGUUGGCAUCUGUGCCCCGAUUGGCAUACUCUGCACAAGACAGCGUGUUAAGUGCAAAGUCUCCACUCUCCAGCUUUGCCAUCCAUCCAGCACGUUGGAUUAAAUCUCUGAUUGUCAAUUCCAUAACAACAGUAUUGAAUAUAACUUCCAUGGCCUGCCCAGGAAAGACGGGAUCUUGAAUUCACAGGGAAGAGUAACUGUUCUGAAACAAUUCUGCAGUUUUGCGUCACCAAUCCAGUGGUUUUACGCUUGUCUGAUUGUCCAUGAGCAGUUACCGUGUUUUGUUGUUUGUCCAUGGGUUUUCUUGCUAUAUGAUCAAUGAGUUUUAGAUGGCUGUGGUAGAGUCUCCGAAUGAUAAAAUCGAUGGGUCCAGAGAUGACAUAAUUACAGUAGAAUUGACAGUGGCUUUGGACGUUCAGGGCGUCUUUGUACCAUUCUGCAGUUGUAGAAGGCUGACAUGUCUGACUGUACUCAGAGUGCCACUGCCUCGUGUCCCUGUGGACCUGCUGUGUUAUGAAACCCCAUUGGCUUCCGAUUAAAUUUUAUCAUUUGUGGAAGUUUGAUCUUAAGCAAAUUAGCGGAUUUAGUCACAAUUGCAGUUUGAUUUUUCGCUUUUAUGGGUAGGGUAGGGUUGUAAAUGAGCUGAUGGAGAAAUCUCAUUUAUCUAACAUGGUCCUCCUUCAGUAUAUCGUAUUUUCAGAAAUGAGAAGCAAAGGGAAAAUAAGGGUUUGGACUUCGGGAAAUCGACUCACCAAAGGAUGCUGCAGCCUGGUGGUGGAGAAGUUGAGGCUAUUGGUCUUGUGGUGCUUAGGAUAAGGCAUUUGAAAGAGAGGUUGAGGCUGUUAUUUUAGUGUCUCUGAAAUGAUUUCUCUCAUCAAAUGCAUUGAUGUUGUUUUAGGACUUGUUCAUGUUGUUGAAUUAUGAUAGUCAGACAGACUCAAAUGUUGGCGUCUUACUAAUGCCCUUGUUAAUAGAAUAGAGAAAUGUGAAAUCCAACUCCGCCUUAUUGGUUUCUGAGG
Messenger RNA from Tripterygium wilfordii, 2151 nucleotides. RefSeq lists its product as uncharacterized. The record is from RefSeq and is a predicted model, not a curated record. Bases 131 to 709 code for a protein of 192 amino acids. The transcript is spliced from 2 exons. Lineage: Eukaryota; Viridiplantae; Streptophyta; Magnoliopsida; Celastrales; Celastraceae.